Molecule: messenger RNA, 1510 nt
Organism: Anopheles stephensi (Asian malaria mosquito)
Lineage: Eukaryota; Metazoa; Arthropoda; Insecta; Diptera; Culicidae
Gene: PheRS-m
Product: probable phenylalanine--tRNA ligase, mitochondrial
Exons: 2
Coding region: 70-1461 (463 amino acids)
Biological process (GO): phenylalanyl-tRNA aminoacylation
Cellular component (GO): cytoplasm; mitochondrion
Molecular function (GO): tRNA binding; ATP binding; phenylalanine-tRNA ligase activity
Source: RefSeq, a predicted model, not a curated record
UCCUCUAAAAUUUCCCCUUGGGCAGGGCCUGCGAGCGAUUGUGUUGUGCAACUCCGGUACAGUUUACCGAUGCUAAUUUUCAAUAUCCGACAAAUUGUGACCCGUGCGUGGCGGCCACAUCCUUCGUGCGUUUGCUACGAAGGUAAACCGUCGCACCACACACGCCACUAUGGCAGCCAGGCCAAGAUCAACAAAGACACGAUCGACCUGUACCGGCAGCAGUACAUCCGUGACUCGUGGACAAACCUGACGCCGAAAGUGUUGUCCCAUCUGGACCGCAAUCUGCAUCUGCAGCGAAACCACCCGCUGUCGAUUGUGCGCGACAGGAUUGUGAAGUACUUUUAUGGCGCGUACCUAAGCCCGCGCGGAAACCCAUUGUUCAGCGUGUACGACAACCUGAGUCCGGUGGUGUCGGUCGAGCAAAACUUCGAUCAGCUGCUCAUACCGCAGGACCAUCCGAGCCGGGCCAAGAGCGACUGUUACUACGUGAACAAGGAUUAUUUACUGCGAGCGCACACCACCGCGCAUCAGGUGGAACUGAUACAGGCCGGGCUGGACAAUUUCCUUGUCGUUGGUGAUGUGUACCGGCGGGAUGAGAUCGACGCAACGCACUACCCGGUGUUUCACCAGCUGGAUGCGGUGCGUAUCGUGCACCAGGACAAACUGUUCGAACGCAACCCGGAGCUGAAGAUACACGAGACGCACUACAAAACGCACCUGUCGAACGGAAGCCCAACGACGGGCACCACCGGCAGCCCGUUGGCGGACUGUAUCGAUCAGCACAAGCAACCGUGCCACACGCUGGAAGCGGUAAAGCUGUGCGAGCACGAGAUGAAAAAGAUAUUGGUCGGGCUGGUGCAGAAGCUGUUUGGCGAGGGCAUCAAGUACCGCUGGGUGGACGCUUACUUUCCCUUCACGCAACCGUCGUGGGAGCUGGAGAUUUACUUCAACGGUAACUGGCUCGAGAUACUGGGCUGUGGCAUUACGCGCAACGAAAUUCUCGAACGGGCCGGAGUGCAGAAUUCGAUUGCGUACGCGUUCGGGGUGGGAUUGGAGCGGUUGGCAAUGAUUCUGUUCGACAUACCGGACAUACGGUUGUUUUGGAGCACGGACAGUGGCUUUCUGAACCAGUUUCGCGACGAUCGGAUCGUUAAGUACAAACCCAUCUCGUCCUAUCCCCAGUGCAGCAAUGACCUAUCGUUUUGGCUGCCGGAAGGCAUGGCGAUCGAUCAAUUUUCGCUGAACGAUUUUUACGAUAUCGUGCGAAGUGUCGGCGGGGACAUUAUUGAACAGGUAACUUUAAUCGAUCGCUUCACGCACCCAAAAACGGGCAAAAGUAGUCUCUGCUUCCGCAUCGUCUAUCGUCACAUGGAACGCACGCUGACCCAGGCCGAAGUGAACGUGGUGCAUGCCAAGAUUGGUUCGGAGCUGGUUGAGACGUACCACGUUAGCAUUCGAUAAAAAUCGUAAUAUUAAAACUGUUGAUAUCCACCGGGUGGAAUGGAAAUAA